Seriola aureovittata is the source of this 2408-nucleotide messenger RNA. RefSeq names its product family with sequence similarity 107 member B (gene fam107b). Bases 8 to 970 code for a protein of 320 amino acids. Lineage: Eukaryota; Metazoa; Chordata; Actinopteri; Carangiformes; Carangidae. The record is from RefSeq and is a predicted model, not a curated record. The transcript is spliced from 5 exons.
CACCAGCAUGCAUGGACUACCCUGCUCAUCUCUGGGCCACUGUUUUGGUAAUCCAUCUGAUGUUAACACUGAUCCGGCUCCUGCUCAGGAGCCAAACAACUCCAGACGAAGCAGAAAUAACCAUGGGCUCCCAGCUGCAGAUCCAGUUAUAUCCCAGCCUGAAGCCCCAACAGGCAGCCCACAGGAGGAUCCGCAGCACAAGCGGCCACAGAGGACUGUCAGCUGUAUCUCCACCCACUCCACCAGAACCAGAAAAGUAAACAGUACCAACUCAAACUUUACCUGCCACCCUCAGGACAAAGAUGAUGACCCAUGCUUUGAGUCACCUCCACCCUGCCGUAGCCUCUCCCAGACUUCAGAUGAUGAUGAGCUGGAAUUGGAGUGUAGUCCAGAGCUGAAGCUGAAAUAUCCUCAAAUCCCAAGACCCUCCAUUAUUAUCAGACAACCGAAGGAAUCAGAAUUCCAGGAAACAGCGUCUGACAGGUCGGACUGUAGAGAGACAGAGGAUGGAGGGUUAUCAGAUCCGUGUGACCCUGGUCUGUCGCUGUCACCAGGGAGGAGUGUCAUGGCGGAGCCAGACUAUCUGGAGGGAGACUGUGAUGAGCUCAUCAAACCCAAGAAGCUGAUCAACCCAGUCAAGAACUCCCGUAACCACCAGGACCUGCACCGGGAGCUGCUCAUGAACCAGAAGAGGGGUCUGGCUCCUCAAAACAAGCCUGAGCUCCAGAAAGUUCUGGAGAAAAGAAAGAGGGAGCAAGUUCUUAAGGCUCAGAAGGAGGAGCAGGAGGCCCACAAGAAGAGGAGUGACCUGGAGAUAGAGCUCAUGAAAAGACAACAGAAACUAGAGCAGCUGGAGCUAGAGCAACAGAAAAUUGAGGAGGAACAGGAGAACACCCCUGAGUUUGUGAAGAUGAAAGGCAACCUGCGCAGGACCAAGCAGGAGACUGAUGGGGAGGAACGAACCACCUAAGAACCAGCAGGGGUGUCUGGGUCUGGCUGAUUGUGUGUGUGAGCACAGAGACGUCGGGAGUGUGUGUACAAAAGAGAGUGUUGUCUGUGGUGCACGCUGGUGACUUGACAGUGGUCCGAGAUGAACUUCCUGGCUUUCCCAACCUAGCUGUUCCUUCCUGCAGUGAGGAGAGAGACUUUACAGACUAAAGACCCCCCCUCUGUCUGCCUGCCACGGACCGCCAGUACUCACCUCUGCUCUUCACACCCACCCAGCAGCACACAGCACCCCCAUCCUGCAGGAGGGACCUAAUACAGACAUGUUACAUGUUACACGCCUUUUCAACGAGGCCGAGCAAGCUUCAGAUGAGCUCUGAUGGAGAAACAAAACCAACCAAAACAACCAAACACAUACAGGAGUUUUCAUCCCUUCUGUUUCACUCCUCUCUCCACAGCAAGCUGUUGUUUCUCUUUACUGUUAUCGAUGUUGUUAUCGUUGUUGUUAUUGUUCUUUUUUCUUUCUUUUUUUUUCUUCCUCAUCUUCAGAAUCAAAUAAGGAAAAGUGGACACUGGAUGGACUCUUGAAGCUGUGUAAUGUAAAAGCCAAACAAAUGUGCUUUUGUUAUUUAUGUUUGUAGCUUUUAGCCCAGGUAUAGGGGAGGACACUUUUAGUCGUUCUGUAUUUUAGUUGUUUUACAGUAUAGUUUAUGAAGCCAGAACAGGACAAAGGGAGUGUAUGGUUGUGUGAAACACUCAAGUUUGCUUUGUUAUUUUUUAUUUUAUUUUAUUUUAUUUUAUUUUAAACAUGCCAUUUCCUCAGCUAAUGCAAUUUUGAGCAAUAGUAGAACUCCCAGGCAUGAGAGUGACAUUUUCUUUAUAUAUUCUGUUGUUUUGUAUGAAUAAAAGUGUUACUUAAUAAAUAAUUUAAGUUUUUGUUUUAGGUUGGUCAAUGAGAAUAAGCAAUGAGCCCUGUCUGAUCAGUCCUUGUGUGCUUCGGUAAAGAGUAUAAUUGAAAGUGUACACUUGGAGGCCACCUGUCAUCUUGGGAUGUCUGCACGGCUCCUGAAACAACUCUGAUAAGCAUCCUGGAUCAUCCUGGAAUGUCUUGGAAUUUCAGAAUUUUGUUUUUAUUUACAGUGGAGCCCUUAGAUGAACAGACGGGUCGUUUAAAUCAGUAAAUCUGAACUAAAGUGGGUGUUAACUGCAAAACUAUUUAACUAGCAUGUGUAGCCAGCACCACAUACAAAUUCCAAAAUGGUUACACAAUGUGAGAAACUGAGAUUGCUUUGGAUGUUAAAGUGCACGUUAAUCACACAAAAUAAUAUUCUGGGUCUAAAAUUUUGAUUUAUGGGUCUCUAAGAGGCGAUAGCUAUUAUUAUCAUGGGAAGAAGCAGUUUAAAACAACAUAACCCUGUGUUCCUCGCCAGAAUCUUUUAAAUAAACAUAAUUUUAACACGUUC